CUCGUCAGAGUCACAGUGAGCUGCGGGGCCGAGGAGAGAGAGCAUCAACAGCCCGUCUCCCUCGUUCCACCGCCGAGCCGAGCGCAGCUGUAGGGCUGCUACUGCUGCUUGCUGACCGCGAGUGGAUUCUGUGGCUCUGUACACAGUCCACUUGGCCCAGUGGCUUUACACAUUGAGCCCACAGAUCUUCUCAUCUGCUUCCUUUACACACGGUUGAAGGUUUGAUGCGUUGGCUCUCGCCAUGAAACACCAAUGAUCCCUAGGCAGCACACCCUCUCACUAAGAUGGGAAAUGCCUCCGAAACGUAUCUGUUUGUGUCCAGAAUAUCUAAAGACAAUGACAUCCUCAUGGGGACGUUGUAUACGAUUUUUGGUGUUCUUUCCAUGCUGGGGAAUGGAACCCUGCUGUUUGUGGCUUAUAGAAAAAACUCCUCCUUGAAGCCAGCAGAGUACUUUGUAGUCAACUUGGCCAUCAGUGACCUGAUGAUGACCAUCUCUCUUUUUCCCAUUGCUAUACCAUCAGCCUACACUCAUAAGUGGCUGUAUAAUAAGACCACCUGCACCAUUUACGCCUUCUGUGGCGUUUUGUUUGGCCUGUGCAGUUUGACUACUUUAACAGUGCUUUCGUCCGUCUGCUGGCUCAAGGUUUGCUGCCCAAAUUAUGGCAACAAGUUUUCCCACUGCCACGCCUGCUUGCUGGUCGGCGGCGUCUGGUGCUACGCGGCCGUGUUUGCUGUGGGGCCCUUGUUGGGCUGGGGAGAGUACGGGCCCGAGCCGUACGGUACGGCGUGCUGCAUCAACUGGCAUGCGCCCAGCCAAAACUCUUUGGCCAUGAGCUACAUUGUCUGCCUCUUCUUCUUCUGCUACAUUAUUCCCUGCACGGUCAUCUUUCUGUCCUACUUGUUCAUCCUGUUGACCGUCCGUGGGUCCCGCCAGGCAGUGCAGCAGCACAUGUCCCCGCAGAACAAGAUCACCAAUGCACAUGCGCUUAUUAUUAAGCUCUCCGUGGCAGUUUGCAUUGGUUUCCUGACAGCAUGGAGUCCAUAUGCCAUUGUGUCCAUGUGGGCAGCAUUUGGUAACUCCUCAAAUGUACCACCUAUGGCUUUCGCACUGGCCGCCAUCUUUGCCAAGUCCUCUACUCUUUACAACCCGAUUGUCUAUCUGGUUUUUAAGCCCAACUUCCGCAAGUCUCUCUGUCGGGAUGUAGCCCAGUGCAGAAGGUCAGUUUGCGGGUGUUUGUGUCAGCACGACUCCACCCAGAAGGAAACGUGCAGGCAAGCUCAUCAUAAAGAAGAGUGUAACUCUACACAGUUUUCAAACGGGCUACUGGAGAACCACGGCACCUGCAGACACUGUCCUGAGACUUUGACUCCAAGAGAAAACUGUAUCGACCACAACCCUCAGCGGACUGCCACAAUGCUCCAGGGGUCGCAACAUAGCGAGGUGGCUGUCAGUCAACUCUCCAAUGAGCAGCAAAGUGACUUCCUCUAGGUUGAACUUGCACAGAGCAAGUGACUGCCAAGGAAAGUAAGCAAGUGGGACGAAAAGACACUGGGUGAGAGACAUUUGCUGCAAGCACGCAGAUAUGACACCUACGUGAUGAGCAGAACAGGUCAGGACUUUAAAGGCCAAAGUUUAAUGAACUUCUCUGACGCCUCAAAUAUGUGAUAUACCAAAACACAGCUCCAGUCAUGCAACAACCAACUUGCAAACAGAUCAAAGUUAUUUCAGGUAAUGUAAACAUGCAAUGAUCUGGUCAGAUUACAGAUCAAAUUUAAGAGGACUUGUGAAAUGAUGAAGAGAUUUAGAGGGAAGAGCUCUCUAUGGAACUACCUUUAAUCUAUUUAUUAAGAAUAAUGUAUCCGGUGCUGUGUUUGCUUUAUAUAUUUAUUGAUGCAUGCCUCAAAGUUGAAGACAAGGUGGUAUUGGAUUUAUGUAAAAAGGAGGAUUUUCCUUUGUGCUUGCCUUGGUUGGCCAGCCCAAAUCAUUUGACGGGAGCAACCAAGCACUCGGAGUUAACUGUAUGUCAGUCAGCUGUCGGCAGGAAAACACUGUGAGACAAGGUCCGUUCCGUUCUCCAUGAACUCAGCCGGAAGACCUCAGGACAAACAAAAAAAAUGGAGACACUAUCACAUUUGUUAGUCAAAACAUUUUCUUAAAGGAUCAUCUCUUUAAGUAAGCUGCAAAUGUCGAAUUGUUCAAAAGAUGUACUGCACUGUGAAAAAAAAGUAGUUCAAUAGUAACAUUCUGACAGAAUUUGCGGUUUGCAUUCAUUGGAAGAAUCGCAAAUAUGAAUGAAAAAAAAAAAGUAAUAUUUCUUCCAGCAGCAAUCCAUCCACUGUUAUUUGCAUUUUUUUUUCACGUUAUCUUAUUUUUUGUUUUUAUGUGUUUAUAAAAGUGAGAGCUGGCUCUUAGUAGUGCACCUGACAAGUAGAAAGAUCUUAAGAAUGACAUUUUAGUGUCAAAGAAAUCAGGUAGCUUUCCAAAAACAGCAACUCUGCUACUGUGGGAAGAUUUUAAAAUACAUUUUUUUGUGUGUUUUGUUGUUUUGGAUUUUUCCAAACGCAAUUACUUUUCAUCGCUUCAAUGUUCUUUUUUAAUUUUAUUUAAUUUAUUAUUGUUGUACUUGUCAAAGAUGUGAAAAAUAGCAAGAUAUAUUUAAAUCAGACAAUCAAGCAUAAAUAACAAAUGAGAAGGGUCCAUUGCAUCACCAGUAUUAAUUUUCAUAAAAUGCCUCAGUAAGAACCAAAACAAAUAAAGAAAAGUACAGACAGAAUUCUGCAAAGGAUUAAAACGUGAUAUAUGAUAUUGGCUAACUAGCCAUGCUCCCAGAUCUUGUAAUAACUUUGUUGUUGCGUAAUGGUUAUCCAAACAGAACAAUAUUUUUAAGAAGGAACCUACAGAUGGAAAUAACAGUAUUAAAAAUAAAAAAUAAAUUGUCAUUGCCUCUACAAGUAAUUUGGGGCUUCUAUUAUCGUUGUUUGAGAAUAAGAACAAAUUUAUUAUCGAUCCAUUUUCUGUGCUACUUAUCGGGGUCAAACUUAAGUUGGAGCCUAUCCCAGCUGACUUCGGCCAACACAUACGAUACCUUGAAAAAGUAGUCACCCCACUUGCCUAUAUACUCGUUUCAUAUUGUAUUACAUGGGGUAGAAAGAAAUAAAACAAUUAUUUUUACCUGAUUACUGAUCCAUUAAAUGAUCAACCCUUUGUAUGCUAUUGAGCAUUUUAAUUUAGGUAGAGAUGUUUUAUACUUGCAAAUACUUUCAAGGCAAUUACUUUCUUUUUGCUGGACCAAAACUGGCUAAAUAAAAAAUAAACUGGAAAAAAAACAUCAUUACAUUUCAUAUCACGAAAUAAAAAAAACUAAAGAUAUAUCCAAACUAAAAGUAAUAAUAAAUACAAAAAUUUAAUUAUUUGAAAUUAAAUAAAUCACAAAAUAAAUGUAAUGCGUAAAAAAAUUAUAAAUAUGAUUACAUAUCAAUUUGAAUUUAUUAGAAAAAAAAACAAUGACUAUACGUAUAUAUAUAUAUAUAUAUACAUAUAUAUAUAUUUUUACUUUUAUUUAGUUUUGAUUUUGUCAGCUUUGGUCCUUUGCAGAUCCAUCACAUAAAAUUCAGAUUAACAAAACAUUUACAUUCGAUCUUGUAAAUGGGUAAAAACAAAGCCAAGGGCUGACUUCCUUUGCAAGGCACUCUAUUAGAGGUAUUCUUCAAUAUACAAAGAGAUUGCCUCUCAUGCAAAUUAGAACUCUUAACAUUGGCUCUCGUUAAAAAGAAAGUUUGUAAGAAUGUUUGCCAUGCCAACAUGAAAUUCCAUCUUGUUUUCAAGGUUGUAUGCACUAUUGUGAUAGACUUGCACUUGAACUUUCAAGCCACGAGGCAUUUUUCUUUCUCCACUUGUAAUUGAAGAAUUUAUUUAUUGCCUUCUCUCUGCACUAACUCUUCAGUAAGAGAGUCUGAACGUGAUUGUGUCAACCCAGUGCACCUUUAAAGCACUUUUUAAUCUAUUUUCUUUUGCUUUGACAUAACACAAAAUGUGACAAUCGUUUUCUAAUCUAAAAUGGUUGCCCUAGUUUUGAUUUGCUUGAUAUACAUCCCUUGUACUUCUGAUCUUUUAUUUAAAGUAUUCUCCAAAGCAAACUAGAUUAGCAGAGUGGAAAGAAAUGUGGUUGAAACAUACGAGACCAAUCAGAGGAAUGAAUCUGCAAUCGCAGAGUUCUAUCUGCGUUUGAAUGACUAUGAAUACAAUGACUUCCAUCCAUCCAUCCAUUUUCUGUACCGCUUAGUCCCCACUGGGGUCGCGGGCGUGCUGGAGCCUAUCCCAGCCAUCAUCGGGCAGUAGGCGGGGGACACCCUGAACCGGUUGCCAGCCAAUCGCAGGGCACACAGAGACAAACAACCAUUUGCACUCGCACUCACACCUAGGGACAAUUUGGAGUGUUCAAUCGGCCUACCAAGCAUGUUUUUGGGAUGUGGGAGGAAACCGGAGUGCCCGGAGAAAACCCACGCGGGCCCGGGGAGAACAUGCAAACUCCACACAGGGAGGGCCGGAGGUGGAAUCGAACCCGCACCCUCCUAACUGUGAGGCGGACGUGCUACCCAAGUGCGCCACCGAGCCGCCCCGUUUGAAUGACUUCACACUUGCAAAUAUAAAAAGAUGUUCGAUACGCUACGGUGGUGGUUCUGACCAGAAUGUCAGAUUAAAAAAGGUUAGGACGUGCACAGUUGGUCUAAUGUGUAUUGUAAAAGAGACUCUCAGUAGAAUGAUCAUAAUUUUAUAUGGAAAUGAAUGCAUGCUUAAUAGUACAAAAUUGACAAUUUUCAGAAUCUUUUAAAUGACCUAUUUUUGUUACAUUUAAUUUUAAAGAGCGUAUAAUGUUAGCAUUCAAAGCCUAAUAUACUGCCUCACUUGUUGAACAAUUUCCUUCUGAAUUCUCAUGAGGUCACACGCCUUCCAACAGCAUGUGAUUUAAGGUCCCAUGCUGCACCUUUUGAAACACUCCUUGUUUCAAGCAACCAAGUUAUUUGUUUGAAAGAAUUGAGCAUUAAUGAAGACUAUGAAGAAAAUCUUCACAAAUGAUUGGAGGCAUUCAAGAUUCAUUUAACCAAAGCUUACCCACAUUUUCUUUCCUCGACGUAAGCUUACUGCAGAUUGUGAUCAGUAUGUGUCCACAGUGUUGGAAGUCAAAAUCAAGAGGGAAAUCAUGUCUAAAAUCAGUCAUGUAUUUCCUGCACAACCUCAAUCAGUUAAUAUCUGUUGUGUUAUAAUUUUCCCAAUCUUCUAAAAUCUCCCAAAAUUGACUAAUAUGUGAUUACUAGGACACAGGGGAACUUUUGUCACAGUGGCAAAGACAUGAUAAAAUACCAAAGGAGCUGCUGUAAAAAAAAAAAAAAAUCCCUGCACAAUUUUAACAACUCACUGUUGAACUAUGUGCAAAGACAAGUGGAAAUAAAACCAAUAUUGUUUCACUUCAUGACCUGGAACAGCUUGGCUUACCUUAAGCCUGGUACGCGCAAGAAUGUUUCAAAUCCUAAAAGGUUUUUUCACCCUUGGCAACCCCACACAUCAAAAUAGAAAAUCGGGCAUUUUGAGCGUGUGUAAAGUCCCUGUCCUAGCACCCAGUUCCAAAAUCCCAUCUGUGCCCCUAGAACAGUACAUGAACCGCAAUGAAUUUGUCACAAAGCGGAUGGCGCAGGGAAUCAAAUGCAGCUUGGACCAGGGUUUAUUGGAGGAACUCAAAAGACAGACUACAAGAAGCUCGACUAGGGAUGAGAAUAACUGAACAGAAAGACAAGAUAAAGACAGACGAGACAAAGGGUAUCAGAGGUGAAGACAUCAAUGAUCCGACAGGAGUAACCCGCAGACAGUACUUAAAUACGAGGCAGGUAAGAAGACGCAGGUGACUGUGGUUAGUACAUGGAUUGUGAGUUGACACAGGAAGGGAGGGGCGAGUAUACAGACGGGCAGAAACCAUGACAACCUACAUAACACAACCGGGGACGAGUUGUGACAGAAUUAUGAUCACGUAUCCAUUCAACUAACUAAAAUUCCUCAAUAUAGUUUGGGAUGUAUUUAUUCAAUAUCCAGAGAGGAAUUUAUUUUCUUCAUUCCUGUCAAUCUGCACCCCAUGUAUCUUAAUUUGUAGAUUUGUUCUGAAGUUCUCAAACAACACUAUUUUUUUUUUAAGUUUAAUGAAGUCAACCAUAAAGAUCUUGUCUUAUCUCCUGUAUUGUUUUAGGAAACCACCGCACAAUAAUUGAGAUAUUUUGUUGGCUAUUCAAACAAUCAUUUUACACUGGAACAAAUCAAUGCAGGGAUGUACAGAGGUGCUAGAGGUUAAAGAAAACUAUCAUUUUUGUUUCAACAACAUACAUAUCAGGACUUGGGUUGUAUGGUUAUUAAAAACAAAAAAUCACAGAACUGGAUUUUAUUAUAAAGAACAAAAUAUUCUUGCAUCAAUAUUUCCUUAACCAAGCAGCCAUAAUUACGAAGAGGGACAUUUUGUCAGCAUGAUUGCAGUGUCAUUAUUUUGUUGUUGUUGGGUGUUUUUCUUUUUUUUCUUUUUUUAACUUCUGACGUUUGUCAAAGAAUGUAUCUGUGUAUCAAUUUAACCAAGUCUUUUUUUAAGGUCAAUGUUUUGCUGAAAUGUCAAGAGUGAAAAACGCAUGAGCCUGUCGUCAUGUGGUCCAGCAUCAAAAGGUUUUCUGUUGUUGCACAAACAGGGUACAGUAUUAUAAAAAACAUUCCAUGCUAUAAUACAGAAUACCUUCUAAAUAUUUUCUGGCAAAAAAAAAAAAAGUUGUAUGUUGUUGAUCCAAUUUCAGACGUAAAACUAAAAUAUGCUAUGGUUUGCAAUGCAAUUACUCAACUUUAUAGGUAUUGUAUUGUGAUUACCCCCCUGCCCCCCAGAAAUGGAGACAGGGUUCUGGACUGUAAAUAUACAUUUAUCUGUAAAUUCAAAUACAGUGCACAGACAUUUGGGAAGUUGUUGUCCUCAGUUUUUAAAUGUACAAACACCAGAAUGUGAUGAAUGUGAUGCAUUGUAAAAAAAAAAAAAAUGUACAGAACUGUAUAUGAAAGAAAAUUAUAUCAAAAUGUUUUAUCAGA
Messenger RNA from Syngnathus typhle (broad-nosed pipefish), 7106 nucleotides. It is a transcript of the gene opn7b, whose product is annotated as opsin 7, group member b. Gene Ontology annotation, molecular function: G protein-coupled receptor activity. Gene Ontology annotation, biological process: G protein-coupled receptor signaling pathway. Gene Ontology annotation, cellular component: membrane. The transcript is spliced from 6 exons. Lineage: Eukaryota; Metazoa; Chordata; Actinopteri; Syngnathiformes; Syngnathidae. The coding region runs from base 285 to 1490 and encodes 401 amino acids. The record is from RefSeq and is a predicted model, not a curated record.